AAAUCAAAAGCAUCUGUGAAUUUGAAGAGAUAACUUUGCUGGAAUAUAUUUGAUGUGAGCAAGUGCAAAAUGAUAUAGUUAGCGAACUGGUGAAACGCUUUUACAUUGAUAUCAAUUGGGGACAUUAAAUUUUGUUACUUGAAAAAGCACAGCCCUAUUAAAACUAACAAAAAACUAUUAAAAUGCUGGUCAUAUUGGUAUCGUCAGUCGUUUGCUUGCUGUUCAACUGUGGGGCUUCGGCCAUUCCCAAGACGGAUCAUUACCCAAAGUUCGAGCACAACAAAGAGUACGAUCACGAAGCGUUUCUGGGAGAAGAAGCAAAAACUUUCGACCAGUUGGAACCGGAGGAAAGCCGACGACGGUUGGGAAUUAUUGUUGAUAAAAUAGACUCAGACAAAGAUAACUUUGUUAAUUUAUCAGAACUGAAGGCGUGGAUUCAAUACACGCAACGGAGGUACAUUGAGGAUGAUGUCAGCCGCCAAUGGAAACAGCAUAAUCCGAACGGUUCCGAGCUGAUUCAUUGGGAAACUUAUCGGAAAAACGUGUAUGGAUUUCUAGACGACAUGGAUCCUAAAGAGGUUGAGCAAGGUGAUGAACAUUUUUCCUAUAAAUCAAUGCUAACGCGUGACCGCCGCCGGUGGAGUGUCGCGGAUCGCGAUGGGGACGAUGAGUUGAAUAGAACCGAAUUCACCGAAUUUCUUCAUCCGGAAGAGAGUCCCUACAUGAGAGAUAUUGUGGUACAGGAAACAAUCGAAGACAUCGACAAAGAUCACGACGGUAAGGUGUCGGUGGAAGAAUAUAUCGGCGAUAUGUAUCGGGUUUCUGAGGACAACGAAGAGGAACCGGACUGGGUGAGGCAUGAGCGGGAAACAUUCGAACAGUUCCGGGAUCGAAACAAAGACGGUUUUAUGGAUCACUCGGAAGUGAAAGAUUGGAUCGUGCCAGCUGAUUUUGAUCAUGCCGAAGCGGAAGCACAUCACCUAAUUUAUGAGGCUGAUUCGGAUGCGGAUGAGAAACUAACCAAAGAAGAGAUUAUCAAUAAGUACGAUUUGUUUGUGGGGUCGCAGGCAACCGAUUUUGGCGAAGCUUUGACACGCCAUGAUGAAUUCUAGGUAGGUUUUUUGUAUUGAUACGAUACGUAGAAACUCGAAUGAUAAAUCACUUAAUUAGUACGUUUUGGGCAUUAAUUUUGACAAUUUAAUCAAUACUCAGAAGGUAUAAUAAGUAACAUGUGCCAGAAACGAAGCAUACUGAAUUGUACUAAUUUCUUUUGAGAAGGUUAAACAUAUUGCUGUAUUAAUUGUUUAACAAUAGCUAUUAUCAGUAACAAACAUAAAACAACUGAUUGAGUUACAGGCAAUGUUUAAGUCAGUAUUGCAUUUAAUAAAUUAUAGUUCAUUUUCAGCUAGUUGUGUUUUCCUGCUUUAGUAAAUCUUCGGUCGACCCUAGCUUUUAUCUUUCAACGCAAUAUUUUAGAUAAGUAUGUUUAAUUUCAUUAUUGGAUUUUAUAUGAGAACAAAACACAUUCUACACAUAAGAGAGGAAGCCAAACUAACCCAGCAUGGAUUAAACUGAAUAUAGAAUCACAUUGGCGUUUACGCAAAAAGAUAUCGUACCUUUUUUGUAAUUUUUCACAGGAUUUUCGGAUAGCAGUUAGAAAUGAGGGACAAUAAGUUGAUUUUAAUUUUUUCAAUUUUGCAUCAGCUUUCUCUCAGGACAGUGUCAUAUUUACAGAGAUGGAUUGCAUGUUUACAUUUGAGUUUCCUGUUUCAACAAAUUAUUUUCAUAUAACGAUUCGUUUUCAAAUCAUUCUUUCCAUUGUUCUACUCAAUACAAUUACAUGUGAUGAUCAAUACAUGUGGUAAUGUCAACGUUCUGUAUUUUACAAGCGCGAUUGGGCUAGUGUCGCUUUGCCAGAUGCACUUAUGGGUUGUUGUUAUUCGUAUAAAUUUAUAUACUUUGAGGUGAAACGCAGCGGUAACUUGGCCACAAUUACAGAAGAGACUUUGUCCUUUCCGGCAAGAAUUUGCCAUUUAUGUUUAAUUUUAAAUCAGAAGCGACUAGAAAAAAAAAACAAUGUUUACAGAAAUAUUAACUAAACUUUUUCAGGCCGUUGUCUUUUGUGGUUGAGACUAGAUCCGUUUGAAAAAAAUGCUUUGAACCUAAAACAGAUAUGUUAUCCAAAUUUGAUCCUUCCUGUAAAACCAUUUUUACUAAUUCUCUUUGUCUUAUGUAAGUAAUAUUAAUCUUAUGUUUUACCGAUUAAUUACAUUAAUUCGUUUCACUUGCUCA
Messenger RNA from Sabethes cyaneus, 2292 nucleotides. It is a transcript of the gene scf, whose product is annotated as calumenin. The transcript is spliced from 4 exons. Gene Ontology annotation, cellular component: endoplasmic reticulum. The record is from RefSeq and is a predicted model, not a curated record. Bases 183 to 1112 code for a protein of 309 amino acids. Lineage: Eukaryota; Metazoa; Arthropoda; Insecta; Diptera; Culicidae. Gene Ontology annotation, molecular function: calcium ion binding.